Molecule: messenger RNA, 3239 nt
Organism: Acanthoscelides obtectus
Lineage: Eukaryota; Metazoa; Arthropoda; Insecta; Coleoptera; Chrysomelidae
Source: the annotation of a GenBank genome assembly
CGUCAUUGGAAGAAGCACGUGAUUUUUAUAUUUACUAUUUACUGGCAUGAAUUGGAUGUUGGCUUUCCAUAAACUAAAAAAAAUGUGAAUGUGUUGAGUCAGUUGAUGGCUGAUGUGGACUAUCGCACGUGCACCAGCGCUAUAGGAAGUUGCACCGAAGGAAAUCAAGGAAAAUAUGGAAUUUGUUGCAGUUCAACUGCUGACCAUCUUACUCCCGAGCACUUUAGGAUAGUAUUGUACAAAGAAUGCAGAUUCAAAGGAUCUCAUCUUUUGUUCGACACAUCCGUUCUGAACGGGAAUACUUCCAAAAGAACAGACGGUGCAGGUGCAACAAGUAUUCAUAACAGCGUAGAACAUGAGGGUCUGGGGCGAUUGCCUGAGAUUAUAUUUGGUUCAACUGCCAUGAGAUACAAUGACACCUACUUCAAAGUACACGACCUGUCUCAGCAGCACCUCAUAUUUACACAGGUGUUUUCCGCGCAAUAUGGACAAAAAUUUAGGGCUCUGCAACCUUGUGGACUUUUGCCCAAAUCAGCUACUUCAGUCGCAAUAGAACAUGGAAUAAUGGAUAGUAGCGGAGGAACACUUGGUGAAAUGGAAUCCUUCAGUAAGCUGAAGUGGCUCAACAACCGCAACUCGACAAUAAGCACAGACUCAGGGAUUGGAGAGCAAUCUUUCAACAGUACAUUGUUUUCCAAUUUUCAAUUUGACAGAUCUAGUACAGCAACGAUACCAAUAAUGACCAGUUUAUCACUCAGCAAUUAUAGUUCUUGCACCAGCUCCACGAAACAGUUACACAGCAGUUGUUCAGGAAAUCCAAGAGAACGAUUUAGUAGAUUUGGUAUAGCGAUUAUAGUUUCUAUUACGUCACAUAAUAACUGUAGGGAUUUCUACUUGAAGCACUUACUUUACGUACAGUCAAUAUUGAAUCGACUGAAAUACUACUUAUUUUGUACAUACAACAAUCCAAACUUUUUCUAUGAAGUCAUGUCAGAGAUCUCCAAAGCAUCCAUACAAUGGCUAAUAGACUUAGCAGAUGCUAUAGCGAUGAAGAGUAUAUCUGAUACAAACGAAAAUACAGUGGAUACAGCCAGAAAACUGAAAAUUACUUUUUCUCGAAUUAUAAAUCUAUUCAGUAUUAAAAGUGAGACUAAUGACGUGAGCACUGAAACGGGGCAAUUUGACCUGUUCUGUGAUACUUUGGUUCGAUUAAAUACGAAAGAGAAUAAAUUGUGAGUACAGCGAAAAGAUGAUACAUAUUUUAAUUAAAGCCGAGCGAAAGUCAGUUUUUUGGACGAAGCCGAACAUUGGCUUAUUCAUAAAUAAUAAACGUUUGUGCCUCUGGAUCCAGCUCUUAUGAGUAAAAAUCACUUUUUUAAUGUGUAAUUUUGAAUCUAUCGAAAAUAAUUUGAUCAGUAUGAAUACUUAAAUCUAAUUAAGUUGUGUUUAGAUUAAAAUAUUAUGAAACUAGAUAUUUAAUAUACCAGUAAGAAAGUCAGUUAAAGUAUAUCAGAGAAAGACACAUACAGUUUUGGAAUUCUGAUAAUUUUAUUCGCUUACCUAUAAUCGUUGAAGUGGUAUACUCGAAGCCUUUCGGUAACGAAGUCAGUGAUAUAUUCAUUGGUAUAAAUCUGAUUUGAUUUAAAAUCUAACAUGUAAAAUACUUGUCGCGUGAAAUAUUCAAGUACAAGUUAGUUUCAAAAACAAAGUAAAACCGAGCAUGCUGUUUUGUUUUUUGACAAUGGAAUAAGCGUCAUAAUUAAAGUAGUAUUUGAAGCUAAUUAUGAUACAAGUGUUAAUACUGUCAAUAAUAAAAUAUCAGAGCCAAACAAUGGUAGUAUGUUAACACCACAUAGUAAACUGGCUUUCGUGUUAUCAUAGGUUUGUCUUAGUGCCCUAAAUACGAGGUGAAUUAUAGUAUUAAUAUUCAUUUAUUCGUCUACGCUAAUGUUGUCCUCUUCAGCGCUUCUUCCAAUCCUAGAAAAACUUCCCAAACUCGAUCAUUGAGAUAGCGUUUAACUCUUUCAGCGAUGCGCACUUAAUAUCAUCAAAAUUAUGAUACAAGUGUUAAUACUGUCAAUAAUAAAAUAUCAGAGCCAAACAAUGGUAGUAUGUCAACACCACAUAGUAAACUGGCUUUCGUGUUAUCAUAGGUUUGUCUUAGUGCCUUAUAUACGAGGUGUAUUAUAGUAUUAAUAUUCAUUUAUUCGUCUACAGGUCUACACUAAUGUUGUCCUCUUCAGCGCUUCUUCCAAUCCUAGAAAAACUUCCCAAACUCGAUCAUUGAGAUAGCGUUUAACUCUUUGAGCGAUGCGCACUUAAUAUCAUCAAUGCUUGUAAUAAGACGGCCCCUCAAGUUUCGCUUUAUUUUUUUAAAUAGGAAAAAGUCACACAGAGCCAUGUCUGGCGAAUAUGGAGGCUGAGGUUUUAUUACAGUAUUGUUCGUGGCCAAAAAUUCACGACCAAGCAAUGAAAUGUGAGCAGGUGCGUUAUCGUGGUGCAAAAGCUAUGAAUUGUUUGUUCCUCCUACAGAUCCGGGCGUCUUUUUCGGAUUCCUAGUCGCAAACGGCGUUGACCUUUCGACGUCAUAUUCCAUGUUUUGUCACCUUUUAUAACACGUUUCAGUAAUUCUGCAUUGCCGUUGACUUCAUUUAGUGACAUUUGAGCAAUUUCCAUUCGCCGCUGUUUUUGCUCAAAAUUCAACAUUUCAGGAACACAUUUUGCCAAUCAUCAGAGACUUCUCUGAUUGUGAUUAAGCGAUCGUACAUAACAGUUUAUUUCACUUUUUCGAUGAUUUCAUCGGUUGUUGAUGUGUACAUUCUUGUAUUAGCCAUAGAACUAUAGGCCCUUGUUGACAUUUCACACACUUUAUUUGAAUUUUUACUCAAAAUUUGAUUUAAAAUCUUUGAUUCAUUUCUUUGAGCAAACGAAAAUCGCCGAUCUCAUAAAAAAGUCUAAUCUUAGGGGCUGGCACAAACAAAGUCAGCAAUCGAAACAACAGAAAUUUUUAUUAUAUGUUACUUUAGGGGCAUGUAUACCAAAAUGUCAAUCUCUUCAAACCCGCGAAAUUUAAGCAUUUUUUAUUUGACAAUAUGUAUACUGGUGUCAGGCUAACAGAUAACUCUUCUUAGUCUAAUCAUAUUAACAAAUUUUUCGGAAAUAAUUUUGUAUUCGAAAAACAUAUGUUAUUAUAUACAGUUUUAAAUAAAGCGGAUGUGUCUAUCAACUUUUGUUGCGAA